GUCCGUGUUAUUCGCCUGUGGUUACAUUGGAAGAAACAUAUUGCACCAUAACAUUUUAAUGGUUGUGAUUGUAACUGUAAGACCAAAGGAGGUCCUAUUUAAUGACGCUCCCAUUCGUCUGUCAGCCGAUCGAAGACCGCAUGCAGAGGACAACGAAGUUCAUGGCAUAUAGUUCAAUCAACAAAGUUCGGUCGUCCGUGCUUCGUCGACAGUAUUUGAUAGUGUCUUCGCUGCCAAAGUCUUCAAAGCACAGAGUGAUUUAUUCGAUAUGUUCGUAGUUGACUGCCCAUAGCGCCUUUGUUGUAGCCACCCGCAUACACUUUUAGGCCGAGCUAGCUUUAGCUUUAGUGCCAGCGUGUUAGGAUUAAGCAGACUUCACGUUGUGCUUGAGAUUGGGCACAAUCAGGUCGCCAGAGAGACGCAUUUGCACGUCUGUGGCAUAAUCCGACCGCGGACGAUCCAAAGACAAAGCUAGGAACAUCGGUGAGCACAUCUGUCGGAAGAGCAUCCGUUCCUUACCAUCUCCCCGAUUGCGAAAGUCUCGAAGAAAAACAACUGGGCAAGGAACGUCCACUGUCAGAGAACGAAUUCUACAGCACAUGAUUAAUCACUGCUAAGGUGAAUCAUGGCUGGGCGUAACAGAUCGGACAGCAACUCGGGCUUGGAGUCGAGCAAUGCCAGCAGCGUGCCUCUGCCCAAUGUUAGGGUGAAUAAGAAUGUGAAACACCCAGAGACGUGGACGCUGCCGCAAGAAUGGAACAUGGAAGUCCGCGAGAGGUUUGGGGGAUGGAAGAAAGAUGUUCAGAGUCAGAUUGUGAAUAUAGGUAUACAACUGGAUUCCUCGAUGAAGAAUACGGGAUCAGAUGGGUUGUACCAGGACGGUCUGACCGAGGCCGAACGCCGUCAUCUGCUGGAGCGGGAGGUAGCGCAAUUCACAUACACAGGACCCUCUAAGGUCGGGUGCAAGUGUAAAUCAUUCUUCUAAAGGAACAAUGCACAGAUUCUCCUUGUGAGAGGUAAACUAGUCAGCAACUGCCAUUCACCCCUUCCGGAGAAAACAAUCUUAGAACAACUUGCACCACCAUUGUGAUUGGCUCAUUGCAUGCACUAACGCGGUGAAGCAGGUUUCAGUGCCGGUUUCUCAUUGGACAAUGUACAUGAAAUAUACAUGGUAAAUCAAGGCAGAUACCCGGAAGUGCGUCACGGCGGAGUUCAUACGGCGCCAAUCUUGACACUGGAGGCGCUGAUUUCGCGAGAUUCCGCCGUGUCUUCUUAUAGAAGGAUGAAAUUGGGUUAUUUUGACAAUGAAGUUACGUGUAACGUGGAUGCUUAAAUUCUCUCCUGAGAAACCAAAUCUAUCGCCAAGGCUUUGUCAUUUAACGCCUGACUGCACCCAAACCGAACCUACAAACGCAUUUGCUUUGCGAUGUCUCAUGCGCUGUGCGAUUCCAGCAAAAUCGCAUUCUCUAGAAACCUAUACCCUGCGCGCCAUCUUUAGAGUAAAUUUCCACGCCACUGCGUGUUCUGACGCCGAACGAUGGUCGAGCAGGGGUCUCGGUUUGCCACUGAACGCGAUUUGCUUGAUAGGAAUAGGAUUCGCUGAGAAGAUAUCCGCAAGUUGCGAUUUGUUGUUUCAGAUGCAUUACAUCUAUAGUCUUUUAAUCGAUUCCAUCAUCCGUAUUCCGUUCCAAGUCUUUACAUGUAUCAUUUGUGCCUAAUUCACUGUAAAUGGUCACAAGUUCACGUGUAAUUUACGUUACUAUAGUAAUUAUUAAGAUGUGUUUUGGAAAAUAAGAAUUAGCGAGCGAAAUCUCGUGGCAAUGUCA
Lineus longissimus is the source of this 1826-nucleotide messenger RNA. RefSeq lists its product as uncharacterized. The transcript is spliced from 4 exons. The record is from RefSeq and is a predicted model, not a curated record. NCBI's taxonomy places the organism in Eukaryota, Metazoa, Nemertea, Pilidiophora, Heteronemertea, Lineidae. The coding region runs from base 626 to 985 and encodes 119 amino acids.